Ylistrum balloti is the source of this 2230-nucleotide messenger RNA. RefSeq lists its product as uncharacterized. The record is from RefSeq and is a predicted model, not a curated record. NCBI's taxonomy places the organism in Eukaryota, Metazoa, Mollusca, Bivalvia, Pectinida, Pectinidae. The coding region runs from base 49 to 1872 and encodes 607 amino acids. The transcript is spliced from 17 exons.
UUCCUCUCCAACAUGUAAUGUAACUUUGUCCACGCCCGCAACUGAAGUAUGGAUUUUGAAAUCAGCCCGUUAACCUAUGCAAACAACGAACCUCGCCCAGAAGACAAAGUAGUGAUCAGGCUGUUUGAAGAAGUAUGGAGCUGGAGAUUAAAGACAAGCCCAGAGUUUGCCUCUUAUUGUGGAGUCCAUGUUGACGAUGACAAAUUAGAUGAUAUUGGACUGGAGUCAUUCAAAGAAUGGAAGACAACAGUUGAAGAGUUCCUUGAGAGAUGCAAGGAGAUAAACACUGAAACUAUUAGUGAAGCAGCUAAACUGGACCUGGCAUUGCUUCAGGAGGAAUUCAACACCUUCCUAUCAGCCUGCAAAUUUAAAGGGUGGUGUUUCCCUAUCACAUUCCAAGAUGGAGUUCACAAUGAUAUACAUCUGCUAUUGAGCUUUUCGAAAUUUGAGAAAGAAUCUGACUACAAAGUCUACAUAGAACGUCUGAAGUGUUACCCAAGACAGAUUUCCCAGGUCAGAGAGAUGUGUGAAGAGGGAAUAAAGACAGGUUAUGUCAAUCACAUGGUGUCAAUGAGAGAAGUGCCUGACCAGAUAAAUUCCCUAACCAACAAUGGAAAGUUGGAUCCUAAAACAUCACCCUUCUUGUCACCAUUUAGAAAGGAAGUGGAUGGUAUUUCCCCCGAGGAAAUGACUGAGCUGGAGAAGGAAGCAAUCACUGUACUAGAGGAUAGUGUUCUGCCUGCUUUUACUGACCUACGCGACUACUUAACAUCUGUAUAUAUGAGGAGGACGAGGCCCUCUAUUGGGUGUUGUACUCUCCCGAACGGUCAAAGAUAUUACCAACAGUGUCUAAAGUUCCACACAUCAACAGAUCUUACACCACAGGAGGUUCACAAUCUUGGUCUACAGGAGGUUGAUAGAAUUUCAAAAGCCAUGCAGAAAAUCUCAAUGGAAGAAGGGUUUGGUUCAAAUGUUCAGCGCUUCAUAAGACAUAUUAAAAACAGCAAGGAGUUCUUCUACGAAACUGAGGAAGAAAUUUUAUCAGGAAUUAAAGACAUCUGUACGAAUAGAAUCCGACCUAAACUCUCAAAGAUGUUCAAGACUAUCCCAGAUGUAGAUAUGACGAUUAAAGCAUCGCCUGCCUCUAUGAGCUCAGCACCUGCAGCAUAUUACAUGGCAGGCACAAUGGAUGGAUCUAGACCCGGAAUUUACUAUGUGAACACUUCUCAUACCACAGACAUACCAAUGUAUGAGUUGAUGGCCUUAAGUCUCCAUGAAGGUGAGCCAGGUCACCACCUACAGAGUAUGUAUGCCAUACAGCAGAAGGGAGUACCAAUAUUUCGCCAAUACAUUGAGGAUAUGAAAUAUUCCAGAGCCCCCACUAGAUUCUCCUUACAGACAGCUUACAUUGAGGGCUGGGGUCUUUACUGUGAGUCACUGGGAGAAGAACUUGGACUAUACAGUACAAAUCAUGAACUGUUUGGCAGAUAUAUGUUUGAAAUCCUGCGAGCGGCUCGUUUGGUGGUAGACACUGGUCUACACGCGUUUGGGUGGACUUUCGAGAGUACCAAAAAAUACUUGACUGAGAGGGCAUUCAUGCAUGAAUGGUUUGCUGACAGCGAGACCAAACGCUACAUUACUUGGCCAGGACAGGCAUGUGCAUACAAGAUAGGAGAACUGAAGAUAAAAGAACUAAGACAGAGAGCAGAAAAGGAACUAGGUGACGCUUUUGAUAUUUGUGAAUUCCACGAUGCUGUGUUACAGUGUGGACCCGUUCCUCUGAAUAUAUUAGAGGGAAUGAUCUCAGCAUUCAUUAAAGACAGCAAAAGCUCAAAUAAAUUGGAGAAUGAGGAAAAUUCAAACGCUUCUUAGUUUAAUCACUAUAAUUAUGUGAUCAUAAAACAUCCUGGUCAGCAUGCUCACCGUAAAACAUUGGAUUUAAUCCCGUAAAAUCUAUACUCGGACUGAUUUUACAUUUGACAGAACUUAGCCUUUUCUUUUUACUUUGUAUACAAGAGAGUGGAUUAAAUUAAUUGCAUAUACCUGUUUGAAACUAGAGUCAUUUACGUUUUCUGUGCUAGUCGAAGUGGAUGUUGUUGAUUAGUUUUUGUUUUGAAAAUCAGAUAAAUUUCUUAUCUUCAUAUACAUACCAGUUGAAUUCAUCUAUCUAAUUUAUAUUAACCUGUCCAUAUCUGUUCAUUUUCUGUAGUAAUAAAAUUUUGAUACGGUU